AUUGAUUGUUGAAUAUGCUAGAGGAGAACGUAGACGUCGUGAUCAUCGCGAUCGCGGCAGCCGAUUUGCACCUCCUCAACGAAAUCCUCAAUACCGUUUGAUUGUGGAAAAUUUGUCGUCAAGUUGUAGCUGGCAGCUCUCCUUUUCCCUAUGGUUGCUUGAUGUGGCCUUUGGAUUCUGUCUACCAUUUCGUUUAAUGGCUACUCUUUUGAAAAUCUGUUUGGAUUAUAUAUUUCUAUACAUUCCUCAAAAAGUCUCAAAUG
Molecule: messenger RNA, 263 nt
Organism: Scutellospora calospora
Lineage: Eukaryota; Fungi; Glomeromycota; Glomeromycetes; Diversisporales; Gigasporaceae
Source: the annotation of a GenBank genome assembly